Magallana angulata is the source of this 1289-nucleotide messenger RNA. Its product is annotated as protein HGH1 homolog. Bases 22 to 1140 code for a protein of 372 amino acids. The transcript has 3 exons. The record is from RefSeq and is a predicted model, not a curated record. Lineage: Eukaryota; Metazoa; Mollusca; Bivalvia; Ostreida; Ostreidae.
AAAGGUUUAUACAGCUUAAUCAUGAAUGUAAAGGACCUAGAUUUAGGACACCUGGAGACAGAGUUUGCUCCCAUUCUCACUGUGUCUGCACCUCCCCAUGUCAAAAAACCUGCUAUAGAGUACUUUUUGGGAUUGACUGGUACAGAUGAGGGAAAGAUGUUUAUAGGCACUAGUGAUAAGUUCAUUAAAAACAUUCUAGACCUGACUGAAGACCCUGAUGAUGCAGUGGUUAAAGCCUCCUAUGAAACUCUCAUUAACCUUGCAACACUGGAUUCCACAUGUCAGAGAAUUCUGAAAUGUAAAAACUGUUCCGAUGUCAUUAUCACAAAUUUUGAAAAAAUCAUGGAUCCAAAAUAUAAACAUGCUGAUCUUGUGUGCAAAUUUCUGUCAAACUUAACUAGAUCAGAAGAAUGUGCCCAAAAAGUGGCCGAAAUAAUCAAGGAUACAGACAAGGUAAAAGUUGUGAAGUUAGUGACUAUAUUGUGUACUAAAGACUACAACUCAAAUGCAGAUCUUCAUUACUUGGCCCCUAUUUUAGCCAAUUUAAGCCAGUCUCGUCACAUUCGUGAUGAAAUUCUGAACAGAGACCAGUGGGUGAUUCAGCGAUUGCUGCCAUUUGUCUCGUACAUGGAGUCGGACAUCAGACGUUUAGGGGUGGUCAGCUGCAUAAAAAACUGCUGCUUUGAUGAAGAACACCAUGACUGGUUGCUAAGCGACAAGGUGGACAUUCUGUCCUAUCUGCUUCUUCCUCUGGCGGGCCCCGAGGAGUUUGAUGACGAUGACAUGGAGAAACUGCCCGACAGGAUACAGUACCUACCUCCAGACAAAACCAGAGAACCGAUAGCAGAGAUUCGGCGCAUCUUGUUACAGGCAAUUCUUAAAUUGUGUGCAACUAGAGAUGGCAGACAAUAUAUCAAAGACAAAAACACCUAUGUCAUCAUUCGAGAACUGCACAAAUGGGAAGGGCAACGGAGCAACAUACCCGCCAUCAUGAACCUGAUAGACAUUCUUAUAGGAGACGAACCAGAACCAGGCAUGGAGAACUUGCAUGAGGUGGAAAUUCCCGACCACCUGAAGGAAAAGUUUAAAAAGGAAGAUGAAGAGGAUGAGAAAGAGUACAUGGCAGAAAAACCCAGUUAGAUGGAAUGUGCAGGAAUUCCCUCGGUUCAGUCAAAAAAGAAGUGCAAUAAGAUUUAGAGGAUCAUUUCUGAUACAUUUGAGUUUUAUGACUGUGAACUUGCAGAUUUUAACCAACAAAAACAAAAUAUCAUUAAAAGCAUAUAAAAGUA